Molecule: messenger RNA, 1662 nt
Organism: Fusarium subglutinans
Lineage: Eukaryota; Fungi; Ascomycota; Sordariomycetes; Hypocreales; Nectriaceae
Product: L-gulonolactone oxidase
Exons: 1
Coding region: 1-1662 (553 amino acids)
Cellular component (GO): membrane
Molecular function (GO): D-arabinono-1,4-lactone oxidase activity; FAD binding
Source: RefSeq, a predicted model, not a curated record
AUGGAUCUCCAAAACCUAUCCGCAGCAGAUCUCGUCCAAAAAUUUGACAAUGAUCGAACAAACACUACCCUCGCUGAAGAAAUUCACCGUCGUACAAUCGACCCAUCUCUGAACGGAGAAUUGUUCCAAGAGAUUAAGAAUCUCAAGGACUCAAUUGAAGGAGUCCCCAGGCCUCCCGGCGAUGAGUUCGUGAGGCCUCGACCUGUCCCUAAAGCCUCAUGGGAAAAUUGCAUCGGCCAGCAGAAAUGUACCCCCAAGUUCUUGCGCUAUCCCAAGGGCUUGUCAGAUCUUUUCCAAGCUGUCAAGGAUGGUAGAGAGCAGAAACUUAAUGUAAGGGCUGUUGGGUCGGGCCAUUCGUUCUCGAACAUUUGUCCUACAGAUGGGAUUCUUCUUGAUCCUCAUGGGAUGAACAAGUUCUUGAAGUUGGACUCUGAGACUUUGAAAGAACCUUCUAAAGCUUUAGAUCAUGUUCUUGUCGAGAGUGGCAUUACAAUCAAGGAUUUGAACGCGCAGCUUGAUAAGAUGGGGAAAGCUCUUGCGACGAUGGGAGCAUAUGACGGACAGACUCUUGUUGGAGCUAUUACAACUGGCACUCAUGGCAGUGGUAAGGACUCUGGAAACCUAGCUAGUCUUGUCAGAGCUAUCGUCCUUGUUUCUGAGACUGGAAAGGUUUAUCAAAUUGAGCCAAAGGAUGGUAUCACAGAUCCCGCCAAGUUCGUCCCAGGCGACGCUCAGGAACUCAAGCAGGAUGAUGAUUGGUUCCAAGCAGCUCUCAUAUCAAUGGGCUGCCUAGGUCUCAUCUACUCUUACAUCGUCGAAGUGGUACCCACGUUCUUUCUCAGCGAAGUCCGAUCAUUGACGACUUGGCAAGACUAUAAGUCCCAACUCAAAGGGGGUCUUGCUUCUGAUCCCUUGCAGAAUCACUACUUCGAGAUCGAUCUAAACCCAUAUGAGACAAUGAAAAGAAACAUCGCAGUCACUACGAUCCGCACUGUCUCAAAGGCUACCAAGCGCGAAGGCAGUCGCGGAUUCCCCAACUGGCUCGCCGGCCUCCUCGCCCAACACCACUGGGUCGAAGACAUCCUCGUCUGGAUCCUCAACCGCUGGCCGCUCCACAGCCCCGGCAUAAUCACCACCGCCAUGGAAAGUCUCCCCGUGAAGCACUACAUCGACAAGAGCUUCAAAGUCCUCAACAUCGGCGCCGUCGACGACGUAAAAGCCUACGCCAUGGAACUAUCCUUCGACGCCAACAAGGACAUAGUCUCCAUCGUCGAUCGCAUCCUCGCACUGUUCCAGAAAGCAGCUAGUGAGAAGAAGUGGUUUUUGGCUGGGCCGUUUGCGCUGCGGUUUGUCAAAGAGUCUAGUGCAUUUUUGGCACCGCAGCAGGGGAGGACGACGAUGAUGGUUGAGAUGGAUAUGUUGUUUGGGGUGAAGACGGGGGAGGAGCUGUUGAAGUUUAUGAGGGGGGAGUUGUGUAAGGGAGAGGAGGGGAAGGGUGUUAGGGUUCAUUGGGGAUUAGAUUUGGAUACGGUUAAGGACGGGGACUUGGAGAGGAUGUAUCCUGAGUCGGAGAGAUGGCUGGCUGUUUAUAAGGAGCUGAACUCGACGGGGAUUUGGAAUAGUCCUUUCACGAAGCGUCUGGGGAUUUCUAUGCCCAUGUAA